Solanum tuberosum (potato) is the source of this 1767-nucleotide messenger RNA. Its product is annotated as zinc finger MYM-type protein 1-like. The annotation marks the transcript as partial. The record is from RefSeq and is a predicted model, not a curated record. Gene Ontology annotation, molecular function: protein dimerization activity. The transcript has 4 exons. NCBI's taxonomy places the organism in Eukaryota, Viridiplantae, Streptophyta, Magnoliopsida, Solanales, Solanaceae.
AUGGAUAAUAUGCUUGAUUUUAAAUCUCUUGAAGCAGAUCCCAAAGAUCGAAUGCCUAUUUCAUCUUAUGGUCCUAAUAUUCGAGAUGCGAAUGAACUUGAAAGUCGUGGAAAUGCCGGAGAUUCAUUUACAAGAGAUGGUUUUAGGUGUUGGAACAAAGCUUUAGAAAGAUUCAAAAAACAUGUUGGUAAGGUAAAUAGUAUCCAUCAUAAAUGUUUCAAUAGGAUGCAAGAUUUGAAAAACCAACGGCAAUCGAUCCAAUCUUCUUUUGACAAGCAAAGUGAAAAGGCAAGAAGUGAUUAUCGGAUGCUUUUAAAUUCCUCAAUUGAUGUAGCAAGAUUUCUCUUGACAUCAGGAUUUCCAUUUCGUGGACAUGAUGAAAGUGAAGGUUCCGAUUAUAAGGGUGCUUUUCUUGAACUUUUGAAAUGGUAUGGGGAUAGAAGUUUUGAUGUGGGAAGAGUAAUAUUAGGUAAUUCUCCACAAAAUGAUAUGAUGAUUUGUCCGACAAUUCAAAAAGAUAUUGUGGAGGCUUGUGCUAAAGAAACAACUAAGGCUAUCAUUGAAGACUUGGAUGGUGAUUAUUUUGGAAUAUUAGUUAAUGAAUCAAAGGAUGUUUCUCAUAAGGAGCAAAUGGCUCUAAUUUUGAGAUAUGUCAACAAAAGUGGAAUGGUGAUAGAGCGAUUUUUGGGUAUUGUCCACGUAAAUGAUACAUCUUCUCAAUCAUUAAAAAAAGCAAUUUAUUCUUUGCUUUUGGAUCACUCAUUAUGUACAUCCAAAAUACGUGGUCAAGCUUCAUUUAAACGCAGAGAUUCACUUCGACAACAUCAAGAAGAUAAGUUGGAAGAGUUGCUUAAAUUUGGAGAAGUUCAUACAGGGCAAGGUUUGAAUCAAGAACGUGGCCUUCAACGACCGAGUGAUACUCGUUGGGGGUCUCAUUUUAAAACCUUGGACAAUUUCCUGAUUCUUUUUUCUUCAAUUGUUAAUGUGCAUAAGGAUAUGAAACAUGAUUGUCCAUAUCAUCUUGAUAGAUUUGCGGCGGAAAAUCUUUUGAGCAAGAUUCAUGAAUUUGAAUUUGUCUUUAUGUUGCACUUGAUGUUUAAGGUGUUGCUAUUGACGAAUGAGUUGAAUAAAGUUUUACAAAAGAAAGAUCAAGAUAUCGUUAAUGCUAUGGGAUUGCUUGACCUUUCAAAGAAACGAUUGCAAAUGAUGAGAGAGGAUGAAUGGGACUCUAUGAUGGAUGAGGUUAGAUUAUUUUGUGGUAAACAUGGAAUUUCAAUUCCCAAAAUGAAUGAAGACUACUCUAAUGGGAAGUCGAAGCAACGUUUUGAUGUGGUGACUAGUGACUUGCUCCUCGGUAUGGCUAGUUUGAGUCCGGUUGAUUCAUUUGCUAAUUUUCACAAGGAUAGGAUAAUGAAACUAGCCGAGUACUACCCAAGUGAGUUUGGUGAUAAAGAGCUUCGGGAACUCAAUUUUCAACUUGAUGAUUUUAUUGUCUAUGCUCAAAAGUGUGAUAGCAAGUUUCUCAACUUGAAGGGAAUCAAGGAUCUUGCAAAAGUGAUGAUAGAGACAAAACUAGAUCAAACUUGGUCACUUGUGUAUCUACUUGUGAAGCUAACUUUGAUUAUUCCUGUUGCUACCGCAAGCGUGGAAAGAGCAUUCUCAUCAAUGAAGUACAUAAAGAAUGAUUUGCGUAAUAGGAUGGAUGAAGAUCUUUUGAAUGGUUGUUUAGUUUGCUAUAUAGAGCGUAGUAUAUUUAAAAAUGUAAGU